UUAGCUCCCACUAACAGCAGCCCUCUCUAUGCUCCCCCUCCCCACAAUCCUCCCCCUGGUCUCUCCACCCCUGCACGUCCUGUGGACAGCAUAUGCGAGAGGCUGCAGAGCGGAGGCAGCAGCUAGAAUUGGAGCAUGAGCAGGCCUUGGCUGUACUCAAUGCAAAGCAGCAGGAGAUUGACCUUCUACAGGAGGCUCAGGUUGAGGCUAAAAAGGAACAUGAAGGCGCUGUCCAUCUGUUAGAGGCCAAAGUCCGCGAGCUGGAGGAGAAAUGUCGGAGUCAGAGUGAGCAGUUCAACCUCCUGUCAAAAGAGCUGGAGAAGUUCCGGCUCCAGGCUGGGAAGUUUGACAUCCUCAGCACGGAACCUUUAACUCUAUGUGAAUCUCCUGGGUCGCCCAAUAAAUCUUUGUCUCAGCUCCUCAAUGGAUUGGCUGCCCCCCUAGGAAAAGGCAAUGAAGCUCCAUCAAGCAGAUCUUUGAUAUCGGAGUUCAUUCGACCGCUCCAGAUCAGUGGAGACAAGCCCGAGCUCCUCUCCGUCAAGCCAACAUUCCUCACACGCGGUCGAGCCAGCAGCCCGGCACAGGCCUUCCUCUCUGAGAUGGACAAAGAGCUGAGCUCAACCACCAGGUCCAAACCAAGAUUCACUGGGAAGGUUCGUCUGUGUAUUGCUCGGUACAGUUACAAUCCUUAUGAUGGGCCUAAUGAGCAUCCUGAGGCAGAGCUCCCCCUGGUGGCAGGGAAGUACCUCUACGUUUACGGGACAAUGGAUGACGAUGGCUUUUAUGAAGGAGAGCUGCUGGAUGGACAGCGGGGCCUCGUCCCAUCCAACUUUGUAGAUUUUGUCCAAGAUGAGGAGACCUCGUCUGUCCAGCAAAGGGGCACAGUGGCUAAACAACCUGGCUACCUCAACCACAGUAGCCUGGGAACUCAGAGACUGGGGGUCGGCACAGGAACAGGAACAAGCAUUAGCAGCCUGCUGUCUGACAGUAAACUAGACUGUCUAAGUUCAAGCAGCUUGGGCAUUGACCUCAUGGGUUCUUCCAGCAAUGGAACGGGAACGCUGGAUGUCAGCAUUGACGAGAUCGGUGAAGACAUUGUGCCUUAUCCCCGCCGCAUCAACCUGAUUAAACAACUGGCCAAGAGUGUAAUUAUUGGUUGGGACCCCCCUGUGGUUCCACCAGGUUGGGGUUCCAUCAGAGGCUACAAUGUCUUGGUGGAUAAGGAGGUGCGCAUGAGUGUCCCCUACGGGGGCAGGACAAAGUCUCUUAUUGAAAAGCUCAAUUUGACUACCAACACUUACCGUAUCUCAGUGCAGAGCAUCACUGACCGGGGCCCGUCGGAUGAGCUCCGGUGCACUCAGCUCGUGGGAAAGGAUGUGGUGGUGGCACCUUAUUACUUGCGGGUGGACAGCAUCACGCAGGUCUCUGCUGAGCUCUCCUGGAUGCCGAGCAACAGCAACUAUAGUCACACCAUCUUCCUCAACGGUGCAGAGUACGACAUGGUCAAGGCUGGGGGCUACAAGUACAAGUUCUUCAACCUGAAGUCCAUGACAGUUUACAAGGUGAAAGUUGCGGCGCAGCCACAUCAGGUGCCUUGGCAGCUUCAAAUGGAUCAAAGGGAGAAGAGGGAAAUCUCGGUGGAGUUCUGCACUCAGCCUUCAGAGAGUGUGUUAUGCUCCUCAGGGCCCCCUCUACCUCCCCAGGAGGUGCAUGUUCAAUGUGGUCAGACGCCUGGGUUCCUGCAGGUCAGAUGGAAGCCGCCACCUCUGUCGCCUUCAGGAACCUCCAACGGAGCCAGUGUGAUUGGCUAUGUUGUGUGGACAAAGGGAGAAAAGAUCGCAGAAGUCUUGUACCCAACAGCAGAUUAUGUGACCGUGGAGUUAAACAGGAUUCAGGGUCUAGAGGCCAGAGAAAUCAUUGUAAGGACGUUAUCAACACAAGGAGAGUCCCAGGACUCUCCUGUGGCCGUCAUCCCACACAAUCUCUUGGGCUCUCCACGCCUCUCCCACCGAACCAUGGCACCCCCUCCCCCUAUGCCUCACCUGCAGUCCCAUCCAGCGCACUCACAAACCCAUCCUCCUUACCCGUCAACUUAUCCCCCGAAUCACCCUCAGCCCCAGAUGCAGCCUCUGUCUCGACCGCAGCCCCACACGCUGCCCCACACACAGUCGCACUCGGAGCCUGACCAUCAUCCUCCUCCUCCUCCUCAACCCCAGCCUCAUUUCCAGCGCCACCCAAUGCCCAAGUCCAAGCCGUUAGUAAGUGCCAGAGAGCCAGAAACCAAAGAGCACGGGGUGGGCCCCCGGCCAUCCCAGUCCUGGGAGCGCUCCUCCUCUCCACUUCCAACCAUGCGCGGCCACAACCUAGAACCGCCCCAAUUUCAGCCACGGCGAUCGCCCUCUCCUCAGAGGAUCCUUCCGCAGCCUCAGGGAGUCCCCAUCACCAACACCAUCGCCAAGGCCAUGGCCAGGGAAGCUGCCCAGAGAGUGUUUGCCGAGGGGAACAGGAUUGAGAAAAGGAAUAUCUUUAGUGAACGAGGUAACACGUUGCAUCCACUCAACUCUGACGAGGAGGAGGAUGGAUACGACUCUCCUCAUGCAAGGAGGAGAGGAGCCUCGGUGGAUGAAUUCCUCAGAGGCUCCGAGAUGCGCGGACAGCAACAUCAUCACCACUACAGCCACAGUGAGGAGUACCAAACAGAGAGCAGCCGGGGUUCUGACCUGUCCGACAUUAUGGAGGAGGACGAGGAAGACCUGUACUCUGAGAUGCAACUGGAGGAAGGCCGCAGGCGCAGUAUCAACUCUCACAACACUCUUAAGAUCAUUGGGAACUCAGCGUCACACGGAAACGAUGAUCGUCUGGACCACUCGGGGAGGAGGCCGGUUCACAUCGGCACCCCCCCUCAGCGACGACCCAUCCCAUCCAUUGACGGCUAUGGCGGUCGCAGGCACGGGCGGGGACGGCGUUCCCUGGACUACUAUGAGGAGUCGGAGCCGGAGGAGAUGACCCGUGUGUUCGUGGCGCUGUUUGACUAUGAUCCGCUGUCCAUGUCUCCCAACCCUGAUGCUGCUGAUGAGGAGCUGCCGUUCAAGGAGGGCCAGAUUAUCAAGGUGUUUGGGCAUAAAGAUACAGACGGCUUCUACAGGGCGGCAAUCCGAGAACGAGUGGGUCUGAUCCCCUGUAACAUGGUCUCUGAGAUCCAAACGGAGGAUUACGACAUGAUGGACCAGCUCCUCAAACAGGGCUUCCUGCCUCUCAACACUCCUGUGGAGAAGUUAGAGAGGAAUAGGCGGAGCGGCCGUCAGCAUCCAAUGUCGACACGAAGAAUGGUCGCUCUGUAUGAUUAUGACCCCAGAGAGAGCUCCCCUAACGUUGAUGUAGAGUAUGAGGGCAACAGACUGAAUGAGGAGGCUGAACUGACUUUCUGUGCCGGUGAUGUCAUCAUGGUCUUUGGUGAAAUAGAUGAGGAUGGCUUUUACUAUGGCGAGCUCAAUGGACACAAGGGACUCGUUCCUUCCAACUUUCUAGAAGAAGUGCCUGACGAUGUAGAGGUUUUUCUCACUGACUCAUCGUCUCGAUACCCCCAGGACAAUCCAGCUCGGAUAAAGACCAAAAGGGUUCCAUUGGACAAAUCGGGUCCGCCCAGAAGAGCAGCCUCUCCCACGGUGCGUCCAUGCGCCCUGGACUGGGGCCCGGCCGCCGCGGGGCCUGGCCGGCCCAUCGGGGCCCCACUGGACUUGUACUCCUCCAAAAAGAAAAAGGGACUGAUCUCCAAAGGGAAGAAACUAUUAGGAAGACUUGGCUCUGUAAAAUAAUUUCUUAAGUGUCAAACACUCCUUCAUCGUUUUUGCAAAAAAAAAAAAGACAUGAAAGCACCACAGUGGACAAGACAAGUUGCAUUUGUGAGCUGAGCAAAUGCUUUAUUCUUGUACAUCUGUUGUAUACUAGAAUAUUUGUAUUUUGUUAACAUCACAGCAUCAACGACAUAUUUUCAACAACACAUUUCAUACUAAGGUCCUGAGACCUCAGCAGUGCUCGCCGUCUUACCUCCAAAGUCUCAGGAGGGCCCCAUGCAGUUUUCAGAGCCUGAUGAGCCCUCACACGUGGUGAGGCCUGUGUCUCUGCUCAGAAAUCUGAAUUUCACUCAAGGGCUCGCUCUGGGAUCCCGUUAAGAAUCUGAGGGAGCCGGCUGUUUGUGUAACGUACGACAGGUCCACACGCUUUGACUUCAGCACGUCCCGCCCCCCCCCAAGCGCGCGCGUGACGUGACGGGCUCGGAGUGGAACCUGGAGAACGAUGUGACAUUUACUGUGAAAAAUCACCUGAAUUAAAUCCCACUCAUCUUCUGCCUCCAUCUCAGAAGGGAAUAGUGUACAGUGACCCCCCCCCUCCCAAAACAAAAUGUCAGAAACCAUGGAAACAAGCACACGUGUUCCUACUUCAGGGUCUCUGCAGUAAAACGAGCCUGGAUGGAAAUUCCUAGUGGAUCCAACCUUAAUGUGUUUGCCUUAUUAUCGCACAAUGUUUAGUAGUUUGUCCAGAAGAGUGUGAAGCUUAAUGCUUCUAUUUACAGGCGGGUGACAAAUUAAAGGAAACCCCUUCAGAAUGUCCCCCAUCCAUACCACACCACACCAGGACUCACUUCUGCAAACAUAGCCCAAACAAUUUAAAUUUUUUGGGGGGGGCCUUUUGUUAACAUGAGGUAGUACAAAAAUUAUAAUAUUGGCCGAUACAUAUUUAUUUCAAAAGGCAAAUAUUCCUAAGAUUCAUGCAAUUGUGGCUCCAUGUUUCACAGAUGAACCUUUAACCUCAUUAGAGCCAUAAACAAAGAAAACUUGUUACUACUAUGUAGAACUUCAAAACCUGAAUUUUGUAAGUAAAAUGUCAACACAUACGUGCACAUCCUGCAUUGUUCAUUCUGUAAAAUAUAAGUUUUAAUAUCAGCCAACAGAAUAACAGGCACUGAUCUCUGUAAGAGGCUCUAUGUGAAAACAAUGACAUGUCACAUGUUGUGGCCUCUGCAGUCACCAGAUCUGUUGGUAGAUUUUGGGCCGAUUCCUUUCCAAGUGUUGUAUGAGCAGUGUUAAAUGGUAAAUAUACUAUAUUUAUACAAGGCUCUCGCAUCGACCAAAUUUAACAGUCAAGUUCAUGAACUCAAGACCGCUUCUGUUCACCACCAAUGACCUUUUAGAGGAUGACCUUCUCUACCGCCCGAGCCACAGCCCCUCAGAGACCUGUAACAUCUGGUCCUACACCUUCACCCUUAUUCCUUUCAUUUGUCACCUGUACGUGGUCAUGUUGUAACAUCUGACUGCAGCUGUCUGUCGACCUGGGACGUGCAGGGCACAAUAGGUCUGUGGUGAUGUCCACUGGGCCAGAGAUAACACGUAACCAGCCCAUCACUCAUAACUGUGCCCCAAAAAGAAAAUAUUUUAUUUUCAAAAAUAUUCCCUGAAAACUAGAUCAUUGACAAACUCGACCUGCAAAACCAAAUUCUGGGGUUACUGAUGAAAAAGAAAGUUGUUGGUGCCACACUGAUUAAAAACAGUGACUACAAUGUAAACUGUUACACAAACAGAUGGGAGACUAAAUAUUAUCCGAACUUUUCUAGAACAUCAGCUAAUGACCGGUUUGUUGAUCUGCACUGGUUUCAUGACGUGCACUUGUGGGCUACAGUCGGAGACAGUGUGACGUCUUUCAGUCGAUCACAGUGAGACACAAGGCUACCUCCGCCCCUGACCCCACCUCUUACAUCUCUAACAUUUCUUCUAACCAGUCUGUCAGCGAUGCCUGUUCCAGUGUCCCCAGUUCUGUUGGUGCAGGAUACAAGUACUGUAUAUCUAUAUAUAUAUAAAAAAUAUACAUAUAUAUAUAUAUCUCUACACCGUAGAGUAGUGAAUGUAUGAUGAAUUGAAAGCCAAUGUAUGUUCAAAGCUGUCCAAAAACGAUUGUGCAGGUGUCAGUCUUUGUGCGUGAAAUCAAAGGUCAAACUUUAUCUCCUCAUUGUUUUUUCCACUUCAUCGUCACGUGUAUUUUCAAAUCGAGCCUAUAUUUUCUAUAACACAGGAGUUGAAACUGAAACUGCCAAAAAAGAAUGUAUGCAAAACAUUCUGAUACUUUCUGUACUGAAGAUUUUCAGCCAUGUUGACCUAAGGUGACCUGAUGUACGUUUUCCUAUUGACGGACCUCGUCCUCA
Platichthys flesus (European flounder) is the source of this 6196-nucleotide messenger RNA. RefSeq names its product RIMS binding protein 2b (gene rimbp2b). The record is from RefSeq and is a predicted model, not a curated record. The coding region runs from base 93 to 3815 and encodes 1240 amino acids. The transcript has 19 exons. Gene Ontology annotation, molecular function: protein binding. Lineage: Eukaryota; Metazoa; Chordata; Actinopteri; Pleuronectiformes; Pleuronectidae. Gene Ontology annotation, biological process: neuromuscular synaptic transmission.